Coregonus clupeaformis (lake whitefish) is the source of this 2327-nucleotide messenger RNA. Its product is annotated as transcription cofactor vestigial-like protein 2. Gene Ontology annotation, biological process: regulation of transcription by RNA polymerase II. The coding region runs from base 263 to 1171 and encodes 302 amino acids. NCBI's taxonomy places the organism in Eukaryota, Metazoa, Chordata, Actinopteri, Salmoniformes, Salmonidae. The transcript has 4 exons. The record is from RefSeq and is a predicted model, not a curated record. Gene Ontology annotation, cellular component: nucleus.
GUCAGAUGCAGGCUCGUCCAGAGACACUUCAAAACCGCUGGCUGUGUAAUGUCUUUACUUUUGCCCGCUACGCUCUCGCUGUCGCACUGAGGGAGCGUUAAGAAGGCAGGACGCGCAGCGCGAUUGGGAUAGAAACCCCGCUCCCCAACGUUCUUAAUUACUUUAAUCUCUCCGCGUUUAGGAAAUUACAGCCCUACAAUCUCCAAUGAAGAUUCUGCUUAUUCUGUCAAGUUAUUAUCCGUGAGAAUUCGCUUUUUUCGCCAUGAGCUGCUUGGAUGUGAUGUAUCAAGUGUAUGGUCCACCACCUCAGCCUUAUUUUUCCGCAGCGUAUAGUCCAUAUCGUCACCAGAAAUUGGCAUUUUAUUCCAAAAUGCAAGAAGCGCAAGAGAGCAUCAGUGGGGGCAACUCGUUAUCGAACCUCCCGGGUCCGACGAUAAAGGAGGAGGACUGCGCGCGAGAGAAAGAUCACCCUCCAGAGGCCGAGUACCUGAACUCGCGAUGCGUGCUCUUCACCUACUUCCAGGGGGACAUCAGCUCAGUGGUGGACGAGCACUUCAGCCGGGCCCUCAACCAGCCCACCAGCUACGUCCCCGGGUCGGUCAGCAACAAGUCCGCACGAGGUAGACCUACAUCCACCUCUUGGAAAGAUGGAUCAUUCCCGAUGAGCCAGAGGAGUUUCCCCCCGUCCUUCUGGAGCAGUACGUACCAGCCCUCCUCCAUGAGCAGUGCCUUAGGAGCCUCCCACUCAGAGAUACCCUUCCCUGGGGACCCUUACUCCUCCGCCUCCCUACACAGCCACCUCCAACAUGCCACCCCGGAGCCCUGGCACCACUCACACCACCACCACCACCACCCCUACUCACUUGGUGGGGCCAUCGGCACCCAGGGCUCCGCCUACCCUCGACCCAGCAUGCACGAGGUGUACGGCACACACUUUGACCCCCGCUACAGUUCUCUGCUGGUGCCCUCCGUCCGGCCACACCGGCUCCCUCCAUCCACUGUCCCCGGGCCGAGCGCCUCACCGUGUGACAUUGGGAAGAGUGAGUCAGCCAGCUCGGCCUGGACCGGGACCUUCACAGGGGCAGGGGCAGACAUCAGCCAGAGCAUCGGCCUCAAUGUAGACGCAGGUCUGCAGGCCCAGGAUAAGAGCAAGGACUUGUACUGGUUUUAAAGCUCUGCUGCCCUCCAGGCCUGAGCUGGCCUCUGUGUUUCUCUGCACUGUGUGAUAUUGACAGACAUUUUCUGUAACAGAUUCUAAUCUCACUUGCAGCUCGACGCUACACCCUCUGUGGCGGAAACAUCCUCAGCUGAAAUUAUGCCAUUGUGGAGACCAUCUGCUGGAAAUGCAGUGGACAAGGGAGAGAAUCUAAAACUGAGUCUCUCCUACUUAAGAGAAAGGAGGGCAGGACUUGCUGGACAGCUUGCGAGAAAUACUAAGUGGUGUGACUGACAACUGUUAUCUGGCCAAGACUGAACGCUUUCAACUCCUCCAAAGAGGACACUUGUUGAAAAAUAAAAAAUAAAUAAAACCCUUUUAUGGUGAAUGUGUGAAACUGGAACAUCAAAAAUGAGAUUUGACAAGAGCACACUCAGAGACUGGACAAACACUAUUUGCCAUUGUUGUUUCUUUAUCCGUGAAAGGAGAGGAGCAAGAGAGAGGAGCAUUCUCUAACAUGACUGAAGUGAGCACCGGCUAUUUGAAGCCACUUGACUCAAUCUAUAAUGCUCCCCAGCAGCUGUCAACGACAACUGUUUCAGAACUCAACGGACACACGCAAUCGUACUGUCACUGCACAGUGUUUGACCAGGGGCUCCGGACUUCAUAAAAGGAGCAUUUUGUCAAAUCUGGACCCCGACCCACAGGGAACAACUGGUUUGACUGUUGAUUUUGAGGGGGAAGGGUGGACAGGGGGUAGCAGAAGUGGACACACAACUGUGCUAUGUAUGUAUGUCUGUGUGCGAUCUAUGGGCAGCUCUAUACAUGUGUAGGAUCUUAAUUUGAUAAUAAUUCACGUUUCCUGUUGCUGCAGGAUUAUUUUGCUGCUUUAGCAAACUGGCUCAAAUUAAGAUCCUACAUCUGUGAGAAUGUUGCAUUAAAGAUUGUGAUCUUUAUAAACGUAUUCCUCAUUGUUUUUCAGUCAUCCCAGGUAUAAAGCAAAGUCAAACGAAUACCCAUUUAAUAUUGUAUUGUGACCAUAUUAAUAUAUUGCCAUUUAAAGUAAAAUGUAAAUGUAAAUGUAAAGUAUUUUUUCUUGAUACAGUUCUGAUGUAAUGUCAAUGUGUUGCCUGUAACUAUAAAGCAAUGGCACAACGUGAUUAAAACUCAA